Molecule: messenger RNA, 6967 nt
Organism: Oxyura jamaicensis (ruddy duck)
Lineage: Eukaryota; Metazoa; Chordata; Aves; Anseriformes; Anatidae
Gene: OSBPL3
Product: oxysterol binding protein like 3
Exons: 26
Coding region: 860-3529 (889 amino acids)
Cellular component (GO): plasma membrane; perinuclear endoplasmic reticulum; intracellular membrane-bounded organelle
Molecular function (GO): cholesterol binding
Source: RefSeq, a predicted model, not a curated record
GGCCGCCCCGCGCCCCCGCCCUCCCUGGUGCAGGUAUUGCCGCUGUGCUACAUUAAAAUAAAACUGAAUAAAUCCCGCACCGCGCCGGGGGGACGCCUCCAGGCGUGUUUAGCUCCGGGACGGGGCUCGUAGCAGCGGGCCUCCGGUGUCUGUCACGGUGCUUUUUUUCCUUCUGGAGAAGGGACACGGGCUGUUGCUCUGUCCCUUGAGUUUUGCCGGUUAACCACUGAGUUGGGAACGCUUCGCUCCGCUUCAUUUCAUCAGCCCAUCCAGCAGCAGACUCAUGAGCUCACCAGGUUUUGCCUGAUGGAAUUGCUCAGACUUCCAGUGCUCUAAAAGGAAGAGGAGACUUGGAUUCUUCACAGUCAGCACUGAGAGACUGCCCAUUCACUGUUCUUGCAGCGUUCCUCAUGUGCAAAUUCAUUGCCCAAGACAAAAUCUGAAGCGACAGACAAUUCACAAAGCUGCUCCGUCACCCCAAGUUUUGGAAAGCAUCACCCUUUUGUUACGUCCUCUGUUCAAUUUAAAAACAAAAAUGCAGUUACCAUGACAACUCUUGCCCACACUGGAAAUCCGUUAUUGGGAGUUUCUGGCAUGGCUUUUAUUUGCAUAUGCUGCAAACUGCACUGUUAUUAAACAGACUGUUGACUAUUCUUCCAGUCACUGACUUGGACAACUGAUGUGGCAGUAGUCACAACUUUCUGGUUCCAGGAAUUUCCAUGGGAUGCAGAUCAUGCCACUGGAAUGCAUUUGAGUAAACGAUGAGUUCUGCAUUUCUCAGGAGUCUUCCAAUACAUUUGCUUAAUUACCUUUUAAUGGUGUUCUAAGUGAGCUGAUGUAAAACGAAUGGUCUUGGGUCAUGAGUGAAGAAAAAAGCUUUGGUGUAUCCCAGAAAAUGCUGUCUCCUUCAAGAAGUACUAGCAGCUGCUCCUCCAAGCAGGGAAGUCGACAGCAGGACAGCUGGGAAAUUGUAGAAGGACUCCGGGGAGCAAUGAAUUGUACCCAGGAACCACAGAAGCAGGAAGGCUGCUUGCUGAAAAAGAGGAAAUGGCCUUUGAAGGGCUGGCACAAGAGAUACUUCUUUUUGGACAGAGGGAUUUUGAAAUAUUCUAAAUGCCAAGCUGAUAUAGAGAGAGGGAAGCUUCAUGGCUGUAUUGAUGUUGGACUUUCUGUCAUGUCUGUAAAGAAAUCAACAAAAUGUAUAGAUUUGGAUACAGAAGAGCAGAUAUACCAUCUGAAGGUGAAAUCUCAGGAGCUGUUUGAUGAAUGGGUAGCAAAACUUCGUCAUCACAGAAUGUAUCGUCAGAAUGAAAUCUCCAUGUUUCCUCAUGACGUCAAUAAUCUUUUCUUCCCUGUAUCUGCUACUGUGGACUCUGUCCCUGGUGUGUGUGAUUCUACUCCAAGUAGAAAGGCAGGCAGCUUGACCAAACAGAAUUCACUGUCAGCUGGAGGUAACUUGUCAUUUUCCUUUUCGAGUAAUGAGUCCAGGAUUCCAUCGUGGCUACAGUCUUCUGAAGACAUGGAAAAAUGCUUGAGAGAUCUCUCCACUUGUCACACACAUUUACUGGAAAUGAACCAGCUGUUACAGAGCAUGGAUGUUCUUCACAGGACCUAUUCAGCGCCUGCUAUAAAUGCUAUGCAGGUUGGACCUUUUGAAAGCCCAAAGAAGGAAAAGAGAACACACAGGAGGUGGAGAUCCAGAGUUGUUGGUAAAGAGGCUAAAGGAACGUUACAGGUGCCUUCAGUCUUUUCUGCCCCUAUGAGACUGCAUGCUUCCAAUCCUAACUUAUCUACAAUAGAUUUUGUAGAAGAGAAAAACUACUCUGAUGGCUCUGAAACAUCAUCAGAAUUUACUAAAAUGCAGGAGGACUUAUUUCACAUUGCACAUAAAGUUUACUUCACCUUGAAGUCAGCUUUCAGCACCAUAUCUACAGAGAGAGAAAAGCUGAAGCAGAUGCUGGAGCACGAUGUAUCCUCAUCUCCAUCUGCACAAAUAGUUGGCUUGAAGAAUGCCUUAACAUCUGCAAUAGCACAAAACACUGAUCUAAAAGACCGGUUACGCAGAAUACAUGCCGAAUCUAUGAUCCUUGAUUCAGCAUCUAAUGCAAAAUCAAGUCCAGAUUUGGUGAAGGAAAAUUCAAGAGAAGAAAGCAGAGGUCUGGUUCACCAGAUCUCCAAUGAAAGCAGACUCUCUAUCGCUGACUCUCUCACAGAAUUUUUCGAUGCACAGGAAGUCCUACUGUCUGCUAGCUCUUCAGAAAAUGAGGUAUCAGAUGAUGACUCAUAUGUAAGUGAUAUCAGUGAUAAUGUCUCAGAAGAUAACCUAAGCAAUGACAUGGAGAAUGAAAGACAAACUUUAGACUGUAUUUCUGAAAGUGGAAUUGGAUGCCAUUCUAAACGGAGAACAUGUUUACCAGCCCCAUGCCCUAAUACUAGUAAUAUCAGCCUAUGGAAUAUCCUGAGAAAUAACAUAGGAAAGGAUCUCUCCAAAGUGGCCAUGCCUGUUGAAUUAAAUGAGCCACUUAACACCCUUCAGCGUCUCUGCGAGGAGCUGGAAUACAGUGAACUACUAGAUAAAGCAGCGCAUACACCUAACCCAUUUGAGCGGAUGGUGUAUAUAGCUGCAUUUGCAGUAUCCGCGUAUGCCUCCAGUUACUACCGAGCUGGAAGUAAGCCGUUUAAUCCUGUUCUUGGAGAAACCUAUGAGUGUAUUCGGGAAGAUAAGGGUUUCCAGUUCUUUGCAGAACAGGUCAGUCACCAUCCACCUAUUUCUGCAUGCCAUGCUGAAUCUGUGAAUUUUGCUUUUUGGCAAGAUGUAAGAUGGAAAAACAAAUUCUGGGGAAAGUCCAUGGAAAUUGUUCCAGUUGGUAUAACGCAUGUAACUCUUCCAGCGUUUAAAGACCACUUUGCAUGGAACAAGGUGACAUCUUGCAUCCAUAACAUCUUAAGUGGACAAAGAUGGAUUGAACACUACGGAGAGAUCAUCAUCAAAAAUCUUAACGAUGACACUUGUUACUGCAAACUGACUUUUGUAAAGGCAAAGUACUGGAAUCCAAAUGCACACGAGAUUGAAGGCAGUGUCAUGGAUAAAACUGGGAAAGUUGUGCAUCGGCUCUUUGGGAAGUGGCAUGAAAGUUUAUACUGUGGGACGACUUCAUCUUCGAACUGUAUAUGGAGAGCAAAUCCAAUGCCUAAAGACUAUGAGCAGUGGUAUGGAUUUACUCAGUUUGCACUGGAGUUAAAUGAACUGGACCUGCAAACUAGGUCAUUACUUCCAUCCACUGAUACACGUUUUAGGCCAGACCAAAGGUUUCUAGAAGAAGGGAAUAUUGAAGGAGCUGAAAUGCAAAAACAGAGAAUUGAGCAACUACAGAGAGAACGACGGAAGGUGCUGGAAGAAAACAAUUUAGAGCAUCAGCCUAGAUUUUUCAGGAAAUCCAAAGAUGACUCCUGGGUGAGCAAUGGAACCUACAUGGACCUUAGAAAAGAACCUGGUUUUUCCAAACUGGACAAUCCUGUCCUCUGGUGAAAGAGGAGCCAAGUGAAGAUGUGCUGUGCUGUUUUCUUGGAUCUGAUUUAAAAGAAGUAUAUAUAAAUAUAUGUGUAUAUAUAUAUAUCUCUCUACACACACACAUAUAAUAUAUGUGUGGGGGGGUUGUAUGUGUGCAAGUGUGCAUAUCUCCAGAAUUGUGCUUACUUUAGGAUAUGAUAAUUCACUUGUUUUCUCUACUCUAUUGCAAUGAUUGUUUGAAUGUAUAAAUACCCUAACUUCUUUUUAUAAAAUAUUUAAUAAAUAGCACUGAAUGUUAACAACUAGAGGGAAAAGAGGAGCUUUUACACUACUUUCCCAGGUGUGAUGGUAAUGUCAGUUCUGAGUUAACUUAUGCCUUAUUGAGUUGCAUUGGGGACAGUAGCAUCAGCUUCUCCUAGCUGUGCUGAGAAGUGAGCGUAAGCCUUAGUAACUCAAACUGUAAGUAGGCUUCCACAGUACAAUGAGUAGUUCAGCUGUCUCUGGGCUGGUCUAAAUUCCUAAAAACGCAUUAUCAGUUGGUGCUGAAACCUGAGUACGAUCCUUUGCUGCCUGUGGAAAAGAUUCAAAUAAGCUUUGGUUUCUAUUAGCUUUCUUACUAGCGUUAUGGAAGGAGUAGUUGUGAGCUUACUUCAGUGGACUGAUGGCUGUAUAAGUGUACGGCUAAAAGCAGUGCUAGAAAUUCAGGAAUCGACAGCAUUUUCCACUGGGAAUCUUCAGAUUUAUAGCCCCCAACAGGGCAGGAGGAGACGGUCUUUUGUAUAUAAUGGUUGAGCACCGACUAGAUGAAGCAGCUCUCUCUUUUUCCAGUAAGUAAUGUGUAUACAGAGCACAAAAUCCUGUGCUUCCAUAGCUUCAUUUGUUUUUAUUAACCUAAAAAUUGCAACAGUAAGUCUUUUUAAAAAGUAAGCAAACUGAUUGUUUUAAUCUAGAUUUUUUUUCUUAGUAUUUUGAUAUUUUCUACCUCUUCAAAAAUAAACAACAUAUUUAAGAUCUUAUAUUUAACAAAUGACCAUCUGCCUUAUGGAGAAAUGUAUGGAAUCGUUGAUCUUCCUCUGUUUGUUUGUUACGUUCAGAUAAAUAUUAAGUGUCUUGCACUAAAUCAAUUGCUUCUCUUUCCUGUAAUUUUAUACAUUUGGGUAGAUUUGCAAAAGUACGAAACUAUAGGUUAAAAUAUACCAGGAAAUAAAUGUAGCAGAAUUAGCACUUUUGAAUGAAGAUUACAGUGAUGGGCAAUUUUAUUUAUUUUCCUUUCCAUGAAAUCACAGUGCUCAUGAACUAACUGCAUUCCUGCCUACCUACCUGCAACUCAACCCGGACUCAUUCUUCAAGUUUGUUCUGUGUGUCUGUGACUCUCUGGCAAGAAAACACUUUUCAAGUUUAGAUCUAUAUCCACCACAACCCUCAUUUUUUUCUUACAUGCCACCAUGCCACUUCAAAGAUAGAAAAUACACGCUAUCUAUGAUAAAUGUUGUUGGCAUGUUUACCUGGCUUAUGACUGGGACAAAUGGACAAUACAGGCAUAAGGGUUGCUCUUAGAAGCACUAGUACCUUAGAAAAGCACUAGUACCUUAGAAAAGCUCUCUUCCUCCUUUUUUUUUUUCUUUUACAGUUUUUUACAUCUUACAGCAUUGUUCUAAAGAAAACCCAUUAAAGCGGAUCCAUGUAAUAUAUGUAAUGAAGGAAAUAGUACAAAAACUUCAAUUUUUAAACAAAAUCCGUGGUAUCAGUUUAGAUGUAUAUUUAAAUUUUGUUUCCUGUUACCUUGAAGCUUCAUUGUCUUACAAUCAAAUGCUUUUUCACCAUUAUUCGCUUUGCCCAGGAAUUCUGGCUCGCUGUCGUUUCUGUAAUUUAUUACCAAAAAAGUUAGCAUAACUCUUUUCUAUUUAAUAUGUCUCUUAAAGAUUCAGCUAGCACUCCAGCAGCUUACAACAAGGCAAGGUUCAAGUCAGUAUGAAAAGAAAAUCUGUGCUUUGAUUCCGAAGGAAAUCUUAACCUCUGGGGACUGUUUGGCUUUUCAAGGAAAAUGAGAAUCUCUUCAUGGCUUGAGCCCUUCCUGUUUUACUCUUGUAUUAUCAAAACUUGGCACAGGAAUGAAUGGAUAUUUGUAAUUACCCUUGUUGUUGGUAAUUUGUAUGAAAAAUCACACACAUUUAACAACAAAGGAGGUAGGAGAAAGGAAAAAAAAAAAAAAAAAAAAAAAAGCUUUUAAGAAAGGGAGUAAAAUUUAUGGAGGAUACCUGAAAUUUGCUCAUUGUCAUAUCUGGCAGCUAUUGUGAUACUGUCUGAUCUGAUUGCUGCUUUUUCAUUUUCUACAUAUGGAGUGGAUUUCCCCCUACUAUGUCAUAUGAGCUGGUAGUUGAUAGCUUUCAAAAUUAAAGGAUUAGAGGCAAAAAGAGAGUUAAAGAACCAUAAUACAUUAAAAUCUGUGGGUGUUAAACAAAAACUAAUUUCAUUUUGGCUGUUUGAGUCAUGAUUUUUGAGAAAUCAGACUGGUGCUGUUGUCUUGUAUCUUCCAAUCCAAAAUGUCUCAAAGACAUUUACUUAAUGACAGGGAGAAUUGGGCUGGGAAGUGCCUUACAGAAAAUUGUUUCCUUUGACAAAAUUCCCGUAGCAGGAAGGCAAAACUCAGAAUUUUAUGAUCUUCCUCAGUAAAAUAAUGCCCACGAAGAACCCGGUGCAUUUUUUAGAUAAACAAAGGAAAACUGUUGCAGAAGAACUCCUUUUGUAAAUCCUUGAUACACAUCUGAAAACCCGGUGUAACCAGUCAGGAAUGAUCCUCUGACCCCACACUUCCAACUACAAUAUAGUUGUCCCUGCUUAUCUUUGUGUGGAGUUGGGUGUAGUUGUUAAGCUUCUGACAAGUGUAUAUUAAGAAGUGGAAGAAAAAUGUCUCUGUUACUUGUGUAUUUCUGUAAAAAAAAUAUAUUCAUCAUUCACAAACCUUAAUACAAUCUGUAGUUUUUCUUGCUAAAAUAAUGACAUUUUGGUAAUGAUUUUUCCGAAAACUUCAGCUGUGUUAGAGUGCCUGACUUACAUGAGCUUUCUGCAAUAUACUAAGACAUAUGUUGUUUUUAGUGAUUGACAUUUAGAGUCUUUCUAGCCUGAGUAGUAGAAAGAAAAUAGCGAGCAACUUACUGCAUCCUUUCAUGCGCAGCAGUGACUCCCAAACUCUUCAGCUCAAUGGAUGAGUCCCAGAAUUUCCUGUUGACCGUUGCCUGCUGUUUUAGCACUCUUGAUGACGUUGUAAACAUUACUUAAUAUGACUGGGGGGGCAGUUUGAGCACCACUCAUUGAGCUCUCCCUUCCCUUGUGUACCCCUUCCCAAAGUGAAAAGCUUACUAUAAAUUUACAUCAAGGGGAUGGAGCAGUUCACACCUUUGGGUGUUAAACCACUACUCAGUUUUCAAAUUAGAUAGCAAAGAGAGAGAAAAAAAA